GCCAAACACCCCCUAAAUGAACCAUGGCUUAUUUGUUCGAACCACAAUAGGGUUUUUGCAAACCGAACAUAAAACACCAUUGGUGAUCCUCAAAACCUCCAACACAUAAAUGGCGAGUGACGAAGAAGACUUCGUGUUCUUCGGAACACCGAUUGAACGGGAAGAAGAUACAAUCAGCCGGAAGAAAAAAUCGAUUGCAGAAGCUUCUGGUCAGCUACGAACCCUCGCUCCUUGGAAACAAGAGGUUAGAGACGAAGAAGGAAGAAGAAGGUUUCAUGGGGCAUUUAGCGGAGGUUUUUCUGCUGGUUACUUCAAUACUGUGGGCUCUAAAGAGGGGUGGACACCACAAACAUUUACAUCAUCAAGGAAGAAAAGAGCUGAAAUUAAGCAACAAGACCUUUCAAACUUUUUGGACGACGAUGAGAAAGCUGAAUUGGAAGGCAAUUCUUUGGGGACAUCUAUGCAGUUUGACACUUUCGGAUUUACUGCAGCAGAAAUAGCUAGGAAGCAGUCUGAGAAGGAACAAAAUGAGAGGCCAUCAGCUAUUCCUGGGCCUGCUCCUGAUGAACUAGUUGUUCCAGCCACGGAUUCCAUUGGUGUCCGAUUAAUGCUGAAAAUGGGAUGGCGUCGUGGUCAAUCAAUAAAAAGUUCAAAGAGUACGCAUUAUGAUGCUCGGAGAGAAGCAAGAAAAGCUUUUCUUGCUUUUGCGGGUCCCGAGGAUGCUGAAGCUGAAGAUGCCAUGGAAACUGCUGCAGAGCUCCCUACUGAUGAUCUUAAUCGGUUUCAGAAAAGUACUCCGGUUUAUGUGCUAAAUCCAAAGCAGGAUAUGUAUGGUCUAGGCUAUGAUCCGUUCAAAGGUGCUCCUGAAUUUAGGGACAACAAAAGGUCACAUUUACCUGGGAAUAGAGAGUCGGGGCACAAAAAAUCGCAUCCAAAGAAAGACGGGCUCUUUUCUUUCAAACCAAGAAAUGUUGCACCUGGUUUUGGCAUUGGAGCCCUUGAAGAGCUUGAUGCAGAAGAUGAGGAUGUAUACGCGUCAGGUUAUGAUUUUGAAGCUUUUGUUGAAGAAGUUGAGGAACCUUCAAGAUUGGCAAUAGAGGAUAAAAAGAAGCCCAGUUCAAAACAAAACGAUGGUGUUUUGCCCGGUUUUAAAGCCGCAUCCAAUACUGACUACCAGUUAGAAAGAUUUGACCCUCCAGUAGUUCCAAAGGAUUUCGUGCCACAUCAUAAGUUCCCCACUACACUAUCGGUCAACCAAAAGUUGACCGAAGCACCUCCACCAGAGGUUCCUCCACCCGUGGAUAACAACUUGAAGGUUUUGAUUGAAGGAGUUGCAACUCUGGUGGCUCGUUGUGGCACAUUAUUCGAGGAACUUUCUAGAGAGAAAAACCAGUCAAAUCCGUUAUUUAACUUUCUUAACGGUGGAGAUGGCAACGAUUACUAUAAACGGAAGCUAUGGGAGGCAAGACAAAAACACGGAGACAAAACGAAACCAUUGUUGAAUGAAAAAGUAGCUCCAAACGCGCAAAAGAUGAGCGCAGAAACGCGUGGAAACAUUUUAGGAGAAAAACCUCUGAACAGAACCACAAAGGAGUUGAAACCUGUUGCCCCUGCCACUGAUAAUGUUAACCUUCAGUUUCAUUUAUCUGAUACAUUCACCGAGCCUGCAUUGUUUGUGGAGCCUACCGAAAUAGCAAAACCAUUCCAACAUGACCCUGCAAAGCAAGAACGAUUUGAGCAGUACCUAAAGGAGAAAUAUCGUGGAGGUCUACGCACAAUAGACGCUGGUGGAUCAAGUAAAAUGUCAGAGGCUGCUCGUGCUCGUGAACGAUUGGAAUUUGAUACUGCCGCAGAGGCAAUAACGCAGGGAAAAUGGGGAAAAGAAAGUCAACUUUCCAGUCAACAGAUAUUGGGUGCAUCAACAGGUCUAGGGUUACAGUUCACUUCUGGCGGAUCAGAGAUGAACGGAGUUAGUCAAACUGAAGAAGUUACAACAAAGAGUAUGUUCCCGAAGCGUGAAGAAUUUCAGUGGCGGCCUGCACCUAUCUUAUGCAAGCGCUUUGAUUUAAUCGAUCCUUACAUGGGAAAGCCGCCACCUCCUCCUAGGUCAAGGAGCAAGUUGGAUUCUCUUAUCUUUAUGCCAGAUUAUGUUAAGGCUGCAACAGACGAUAAAAAUACCUUCUCGAAUAUCUCAUCACCUCAAGUAGACGAAAACAGGAGAACGAAUGUUUUGGAUGCUGAAGAUAAGGUUGAGGUUGAAAAUGUAGAGGUUGAAAACGUUGAGAGACCUGUCGACCUUUAUAAGGCUAUAUUCUCUGAUGAUUCGGAUGAUGAAGAUGAAAAUAUUAACACCGAUCAACCCGAAGAUCCAACAAAGAAAAUAGAAGUUGCGAAUACGGCUUUAAGUCGUUUAAUGGCUGGUGAUUUUCUGGAAUCACUGGGAAAAGAGUUAGGCCUUGAGGUUCCCCCUGAUCAACCGUACAACCCCCCCGAAGCGAUUAAAAAACCGACAGUUCAGGACAUCCCUCAGAAACAUGAACCAAUCGAUAAUGACGCACAUAAAAAUGUUAGUAGACAAAAUACUAAAGAGCUUAAGGAGACCACGUUUAAAAGGGACGAAGGUUCUUCGGACGAUGAGAAAAGUCGGAAACGAUCCAAACGAGAUUAUGGUAGUACAGGUGACUCAUCUGAUGGUUAUAGGGACCGAUAUAGUUCUUCAAGGCAUAAAGGAAGAAAAAAGGAGACGAAAGCUAAAAGGGACAAAAGUUCUUCGGAUGAUGAAAAAAGUCGGAAACGAUCUAAACGGGAUUACGAUAGUGCAAGUGACUCGUCUGAUGGUUAUAGGGACCGACAUAGUUCUUCAAGACGUAAAGGAAGAAAAAAGGAACACAGAAAACACUCGAAGCAUAGACAUCAUGAAUCAUCUAGCAGAUCUCGACAUUCUGCAGAUAAAGAGUAUCCCGAUAGCAAGAGUGAGAGGAGGAAAAGGAGAGACUGAAGAAGAAAACUUUACAAAUGAGCAUAGCAUAUGAAUACAAAUCGUGAAGUAUGUUCCAAUCUUCCAUACCCGUCAUCGGUCUACUACAUUGAAAUUAUGAACCGCGAUUUCCAAAUCACUAGCCAUUGUAGUAGCAUGGUGUCGAAAUGAGUUUUAAAGCUUCAUUAUACUCUUGUUGGGUACUGAUCGUUUGGAUAGAUCUAAAUUUACUUAAAGGCAGGUGAAUACUUGAAUAGUUGUUUUAGAAAGAUUUGUAUGUGCGACGUCUUUCUAGGACUGCAUAGAUUCUGUCAAAAUAUCCACAGCGAUGACGAUCUUUCUUUCA
Helianthus annuus (common sunflower) is the source of this 3323-nucleotide messenger RNA. Its product is annotated as G patch domain-containing protein TGH. NCBI's taxonomy places the organism in Eukaryota, Viridiplantae, Streptophyta, Magnoliopsida, Asterales, Asteraceae. Gene Ontology annotation, molecular function: RNA binding. Gene Ontology annotation, cellular component: nucleus. The coding region runs from base 110 to 2998 and encodes 962 amino acids. The transcript is spliced from 16 exons. The record is from RefSeq and is a predicted model, not a curated record. Gene Ontology annotation, biological process: mRNA processing.